This is a messenger RNA of Seminavis robusta, 1866 nucleotides long. Lineage: Eukaryota; Bacillariophyta; Bacillariophyceae; Naviculales; Naviculaceae. The record is from the annotation of a GenBank genome assembly.
AUGUCCACGCUCACUCCUUCGACAAUGACGGUGACAACACCACAACACAACCAUAGCAUGCUCCGAGUCAAGAUCCAAUACAACCACGACGGCCCCAAGAGACUCUUGCGUUUCGACCCAUCGAUUGACUUUGAGGCUCUGUUGAGGAAAAUUGUGGCGAAAUUGGAUGUUAUCACUGGCAAAGAUAAUGAUCUCAUCCAAGAAGUGUACCAACUGACAUUGGAAGGGGAUGCCGAGGUUCAAGAGGUCUCCGAAAUUGAGCAUGGAGACACUUUGGUCUUGAUCCCAAAGUUGUCUCGACCUGUCAAGAAGGAACCGACUGAAAAUGUGGACGACGAUGAUGAUGAUGAUGAUAGCGUGCAAGACGCUACCGAGGAAAUGUUACAGAAAAAAGAGGCAAAAAAGCGGGAGGAGACAAUCGCCUUGAGCUCCGACUCGGAUUCCGAGGAGGAUGACAAUAGUGAGGAUGAAGAGGAAGUGAAUGAUCAAGAAUCAGCGUGGGAAGCCUCGUCAUCAGAGGAAGAAUCAGACGAUGACAGUCAAGAUUCAGAUUUUGAUGCAGAAGAAGAGGGAAUAAUGGCUGCCGCCAAAAAACAACAAAAACGACGGCCGCCACCCGAAUCACCCCUUCAGGUUCUCAUGGACGAAAAAGAUGUACCGGCAGCUCCUGGAAAACCGUCGGAACGAGACGAUACUAAUAAUGGUGGCUUGGAAGAAGCCUCCACGUUGGUGGAUGGUGCCGGCAAAAACAAAGCAGACCGGGCCGUCAAGGAUCGAAUCAUCAAACUACUCAAUACUGGAUUCCACUCAGAAAGCAACGAACAUGAAGCACGCAAUGCCAUGAAGUUGGCACAGAGGCUCAUGCGAAAACACAACCUGUCUCAAGCUAUUUUACUCAAGGAACGAGAGGCCAAGAACAAUAAUUCUGGUUCUAAUGACGAAGUGUUAAAAGGUGGCAUGGUCAAAGUUCAAAUUGUCAAUCGAAAAACGAGGAAACCAGCACAAUAUGCAAGAUGGAUAUCCAACCUAUGCAGUCCAGUCGCGAAAAACUUUGGGGUCAAGGUAUAUAACCAAGUACGGCGUGGUCACAGGUGUACAGUGGUGUUUUAUGGGAUCUAUACCAAUGCCCAGCUGGCCGGGUAUGCCUUUCGUGUGGCAACGGAACGAAUUGCACAAAUGACGGCCGAGUACACACCCAACAACAAUAAACAAGGAACCACUACCAAUAUCGGCACCAAGAGUGCCAGGUUGAGCUAUGCUCUUGGGAUUGUCAAUGGCAUUUCCGAGGAAGUGAACAGGAACCUUCAAUUGGAAGACGAGCGGCGCCAGAGAAAGUUAGAUCGGGCCAGGUUGGCGGUUUCGACAGGAGAAGCAUACGAGGAGAGUGAUGACGAAGACGACGAAGGAGAAGCUUUGGACGACAGUGAACACGACAAUGAUGGCCCCAGUUUCUCGUUUCCACGUAGCGCGGCUCAAAGGCAUGAUGGUGCUCCCACACACCAAGACGACGAAGAAGAAUCAAACGGGGAGUCCACGACAGCGAAAGAGAGCUCUGAUGCGGAUGGAGAUGCUUCUAAAAACCUGAAACAACCAGCAACGGUGACAGGGGAUGAUCUCAACAAUCGACUGCAUCAACUUGAACAAGAAGAGCAGGCAGCAAUUGUUCUUGUGGAUCACGGGGAAAAGGUGGCAGAAGACGUGUUGAAAGAGCAUGAAAUCAAACUGAGGACUGGUAGAAAACGUAAAGCCAUCAAUUUUGACCGCAAGUCUUUCCGAAAAGGAAUUGAAGAUUCCAAGGAGAUUGACAUCAAUCAGCGGGCUCUUCGAGAUAAAACGAGAGUGAAGAAAGAAAAGAGAGAACGAUAG